CCGCAGUCGUCUUAAUAGGUAUAUAAGCUGUCGUGCGAAUUUCUCAUGCAUGUUUAGCUUCGUUGAUUUUAAUUGAUUAGUUUUCAUUUAAUUUUUCGUCGACUACUCUUCUUUUGUAAUGGAUCAUUUCGUAUGCAUUAUUACCGGCGCCAACUCUUUAAGUGGUAUUGGCCGCGCAACGGCGUAUGAGUUUGCCAAACGCAAACCACAGGCUAUUUACGUCGUCGACCUUUUCGACGACAAUCUCGCCGAGUUAGCUAACGACAUUACCGGUCGAGGGGUUGAAUGCAUUCCAAAAAAAAUGGAUGCUUCAUGUGAUGAAGAGAUUCAGAACGUCAUUGAAGAAGUUCUACAAAAGUACGGACGGCUGGACGUUUUCUUUGCUAAUGCUGGCGUGGCAAUUCCAGGAGCACUGGAAGAAGAAACUCGUGAGAAAUUCCUGUCUACCAUGACCAUCAAUGCUUGGAGUGUUUUUGCUGCCAUUAAAUAUGCCUCCAUUGCCAUGGAGAAAGUGUCGGCUACCAAGAAACAAGGCGGAGGAUCCAUCAUCGCUACUGCAUCCGUGGCUGGUGUUCGAUCAGGUGCUGGACCAAUGUCCUAUUCAGCGUCCAAGGCAGCUGUCAUCAAUAUAGUGCAGUCAGCAGCAUGGAGAUUAAGAGGCAAAAAUAUCCGUGUCAACGCCAUUUGUCCAGGUAUCAUCGAGACCGCAAUGACUGAUAAAGUUUUGGGUAUAAUCCAGCGCGAUGAUGCAAUGACAUCAAAUGCCGAGAAAUCGACCGCAUUGGGACGUUAUGGACAAGCUUCUGAGAUUGCCAAUAUGGUUACCUUUCUCGCAAGCAGCGAAGCAUCUUAUAUAACAGGACAAGACAUCAAGGUCGAUGGCGGUUUAACAGCAGCUCUCCCUCAUGUACCUAUCCUUGCGUACUGCUAAAUCACUUUCAAAGUUCCCGUAUAAUACAAUAUCGCUGAUCUCCUUUAUUCCUCUCAAUACACGAUAUGAUGAUAACAAGCAUCUUCACAGCUUCCAAGUUUUCGCAGAUAAGGUCAAUACUGCCACCUGCAAUUGCAAUGAAAUUGCCAGUCAUCGUAUUAUCAUCGCAAAUUUGAUAAUGAUCGAUCUUAAGUGUCAAGAGUUGUGCUUUGUCUUCACACUUUUCCCUCCAUAGUAUCUGGAUCCAAUUAAGCGCAGACAAUGCUAUUUUUGUGAAAUAGAUCAAGAAGAAUUCGGUGUAAGGUCUGCUCCCGCGAGUAAUGCAACCUAUGCUUUUGGUUCCUUGUAUGGUC
This is a messenger RNA of Radiomyces spectabilis, 1284 nucleotides long. RefSeq names its product NAD-binding protein. The record is from RefSeq and is a predicted model, not a curated record. The transcript is spliced from 7 exons. Lineage: Eukaryota; Fungi; Mucoromycota; Mucoromycetes; Mucorales; Radiomycetaceae. Bases 119 to 931 code for a protein of 270 amino acids.